Alosa alosa (allis shad) is the source of this 2380-nucleotide messenger RNA. RefSeq names its product formin binding protein 4 (gene fnbp4). The record is from RefSeq and is a predicted model, not a curated record. The coding region runs from base 3 to 2192 and encodes 729 amino acids. Lineage: Eukaryota; Metazoa; Chordata; Actinopteri; Clupeiformes; Clupeidae. Gene Ontology annotation, molecular function: protein binding. The transcript is spliced from 15 exons.
AGAUGUUGUCAAUUUCAGACCGAAACCAUCGACAUCUGACGGCUUGCUUUAGAGGUUCAACUAUGGGGAAGAAAAAUCGCUCAGGAACUGGGCGAAGAACAAUUCUACAGCUCUCUCCGCCUGGACAUCGCGCAGGCACGUCGAGUGGACGAGAAGACGUGUUGGGAUCAGGAUCAGAUGACGAACAAGAAGGUGAUGGACAGGAAAUCUUGAGAGAAACUAUUAAAGAGAUGAAUACACCAGCAGUGAAAACCACACAGGGUUUAUCCCUUCUUGGGGCAUAUGAAGAUAGUGAUGAAGAGGAUGAAGUGGAUAUCCAGCCAUCUGCUCCAAAGACUAAACUCAACCAGUCAGCAGACAUCGACAGCACCUUAGCUAAUUUUAUGGCUGAAAUUGAUGCCAUAACUACGCAGCCAGCUCCACCAGAUGAGGCUCCUGCUGAGAGCACUGCUCCAGCCCCUACUCCACCACGCCCUGAACCCAAACCAGAGCAGCAGACACAUGAGCAGAACGGAGAAGCUCAAGCGUUCCAGUACAACACGCAGUAUUCACUGGCUGGUGUUGGUGUUGAGAUGGGUGAUUGGCAGGAGGUAUGGGAUGAGAAUACUGGGUGUUACUACUAUUGGAACACCCAGACUAAUGAGGUAGCAUGGGAACUACCUCAUGACCUAGCCCACCAGGUACAGGACCUACAGCAUUACACAGACAGCUCCGCAGUCAAUGGGAAUGGUGUAUCGCAAACUGCAGCAUAUUACUCUGAACAACAUGCGGCCGUUUCUGCCAGCGACCCAAUCGUGAAGAAGGAGGCAAAAAAGAAGGAAGUGAUGGAGAGUGUUGUGGCCCUGACCAGUGAGGAGGAGGAGAGGAGAGGUGUUGCAGCCUCUCUCCUUGCACCAUUAAUUCCAGAUGAGGUAAAAGAGGCGGAAGAGAGAUGGAGGAAGAGAGUGAUUGCUGUGGAAGGGAAGAUGGACAACACCGAUGGGGAUGACGAUGGUACCCACCCCUCUGGGUCACCAGCACCAAGAGACUUGGACAGCAUCUCCUGUAGCAACCAGCCAAGCAGGAGUCAGUCACCAGUGAACUCGGAGGCAGAGGAAGACACAAUAGAAUUGGAGCUGGCUCUAGAGAGGAAAAAGGCUGAGCUCCGUGCUCUUGAAGAAGGGGAUGGCAGUGCUGGAGGCUCCAGCCCCUGCUCUGAAGCUAGUCAAGAAGGCCCCCACAACUUGGCCACCAAGAAGAAGUGGAAGACUUUCUUGCGUCCCCUGAGCCCAGACUCCACUAGCCGAAGCUCUGACAAGACUGGUUUGGACACACAAGAACAGAGUGACAGUACACAUUCCAAAUCUUUGGACAAGCCCGAUGAAGAUGACAAGGAGAAGGUUAUCUCCAGAUUGCAGCCCAAAGAAGAGGAAGAGCCUGCAGACCUCAAGUUCCAGAUUGGAGAGCUUGCUAACACUUUAACCAGCAAAAUGGAAUUUUUGGGGAUCAACAAAAAGGCCAUAUCUAACUUUCAACUCCUUUUGCUACAGACAGAGACGCGCAUAGCAGACUGGCGAGAGGGUGCGUUGAAUGGAUCCUACCUCCGGCGCAGGCUGCAGGAAGCUGCCGAGCAUAUAAAACAUUAUGAACUUAACGCCGCCCCUAAAGGCUGGUCCUGCCACUGGGACAGAGAACAAAGGCGAUACUUCUAUGUGAAUGACCGGACCAAUGCCUCCCAGUGGGACUUCCCCAUGGUGGAGGAAGAGGAAGAGGGGAACAAAACCGCCAAUUCCAGCACCCAGCAAGAUGGAGCAGCACUGACCAACUCCACCAGUGCACUGACAGCACCGACAUCCUACUGGCCAAUGGCUCCAACCUCGCAGCCCCCCAGCCUCCACAGCCACCUCUGCCUCCAGAGGACCCCCCUCCUCCCUCUGAGGCUCCGCCGCCUCCCCCGCCACCCCCAGAGUCGCCUCCCCCUCCUCCCCCUCCCCCCCUCAGUGAUGAUGGAGAGAUCGAAGAAGUGGAGAUGGAGGAUGAAGAAGGAGAGCCACCAGCCCCGGGAACAGAAGACAGCAAGGCUGCAGAAGCAGCAGCCUCAUUGGGAAUCACGGUCAAAGCUCAGAAACGCAAAGCCCCUGGCAGUGGGCAGACAAACAAAACAGUCACCAUUGGGAGCAGUGCUGUCCUUUAUACCCAGUCAUCUACCAUAGCAGCUCCUGUGCUGGCUGGAGGGGCCUACUGGGGAGUGUCUGCUGCAGCUGUGCUCCCUGAGGCCGCUGCUCCCCCAGCUCCUCCAGCUCAAGCCCCGCCUCCAGCCUCCCAGCUGCCAGCUGCUCCGGAACUAGAGACGGCCAAGGCAGUGCCGGUGGACAAGACCAAGAAGUCUAAGAAGGAAAAG